This is a messenger RNA of Ictalurus furcatus (blue catfish), 1499 nucleotides long. It is a transcript of the gene snx10a, whose product is annotated as sorting nexin 10a. The coding region runs from base 542 to 1228 and encodes 228 amino acids. The record is from RefSeq and is a predicted model, not a curated record. Gene Ontology annotation, molecular function: phosphatidylinositol binding. The transcript has 7 exons. Gene Ontology annotation, biological process: intracellular protein transport. NCBI's taxonomy places the organism in Eukaryota, Metazoa, Chordata, Actinopteri, Siluriformes, Ictaluridae.
CCUAACUAAGACACAGAAUACAAGCACUAAUAUUUAAUGGUAUUUGAUGAUUUGUAAAUUAUAUUGAAAACAUUACAUUGUUGUGAAGAUAUUUGCAAUUGUUUUGUAAAAGGUGUCAUUUUGUUUGGGCCUAGAUCUCGUUGCUUUUACACUGUUUUGACCAGCAGGUGUCGCCAGCGUGUGGUGUUUCGAACGCUUCGAAACGGAGUAUCAUUUUGCAAAGCAAUUGGUUCAGUUGAUUCGAAGCUUUGAAAAUAUUCGUUUCUUCCAUCGCUAGUAAGCGGGGGGGGGGGACAAGGAAUACGGUUCUCAGAUCCGCUUCAGGCCUCAUUCAUAUGUGGAAAUAAAUCUGAUAUGAAUCGGAUACAUGUAUUUGCGUCUGCCAUGUGAACGGACAAAUCGGAUAUUCCCCUGUCAAUGCGAGUCGUACGUCAUUGAAAAAGCGACGGUGGUGAAUGACGUCAACUCAUGGGGACACCAACCGCGAAAAGAAUAUAUAAUGAUUCGAUUUUCGCACCAUAUUUAAAGUGACGUCUCUGAAAUGGAGGACAUGAUGGGCAGUCUUAUGAAGAAGGAAUUUGUAAGUGUAUGGGUCCGGGAUCCCCAGCUUCACAAAGAGGAUUUCUGGCAUGCACACAUCGACUAUGAGAUCUGUCUUCAUACGAAUAGCAUGUGUUUCCAGAAAAAGACCUCUUGUGUGAGAAGGCGAUACAGUGAGUUUGUGUGGCUACGUCAAAGAUUGCAGGACAGUGCUCUUCUUGUCCAGUUGCCAAAACUUCCUCCUGCUAACCCUUUCUUCAGCCUCAACAACUCAUUGCAGGUGACCCAGCGUAUGGAGGGACUGCAGAAGUUUCUGGAAGCAGUGCUGAAGAUGCCCCUUCUGUUGUCAGACAGUCAUUUGCACCUGUUCCUGCAGACCCAACUGAGUGUUGCCAAAAUGGAGGCAUGUGUGCAGGGCCAGACUAGUUAUACUGUGGCUGAGGCUAUCCAAUGCUAUGUAUAUGAGACACACUUCCCUCUGGAGGAUGAGAGCAAAAGCCUCUGUGACUCUGACUGUGAAAGCACCUCCUGUUCAGGUCUGGAUAUGUGUGUUGGCACUGCUAUUCCCUUUGCAAUGUCCUCCCAAAAUGGGAGUCCUGGACACCAAUUCCUGGCCAUGAAACUAGACCCUGAGACCUUCAGAAGUUUAUCUUCAUCUCCUGAGAGUCAGCAAGACACACAUACAUAAUAUGCACAGGGUUAUGUACCUGUUUUCUUUCAUAUCCAUGCAAACAAAUGCCUGCUUGUUGCUCACAUCACCCAGGAUGAGCUUUGGGUGGAUUAAGUAGAAAAGGUUCCAUUGUUUAUGGGUCUGUCGAUUUGCCUUUGAGAGAUUUUUUUUCUGCUGAAAGUGUCUACUUCUUGAAGUUUUAUGCUUUAUUAUAGCGAAGAGUGCAAUAUGAACCACUUAAGCUUAAGUAUCUGAAUCUGUAAUUAUUGCUUUGGUAAGAUUGUUAUUA